UUAUGUGGAUAUUGUUUAUAUUGCUGAAUUGGAGAUAAUAUGAGGCAUUUACCUUAAUAAAUAUGAUCUUUUAGGCGUUCCAGAGCUUCUGUUUUGUUUGAUUUUGCUAACUCUCUGAAACAUUUAUGGUCUGCCGCCUCUUAUUUCUGUAGUGAAGCUGUGCCAAUGAUUACACAGGCUAGAUCUGAUGAAGUUUUUGAAGAUUUAUUCUCGUCUCUCCCUCUCUUUUUUUUUUUUUUUUAAUUUCUAAACCAAUAUUCUGUUGAAGCAGAGCCUCUAUUUUCAGUGAUACUUAAAGUGGGAAGAGACAUCUAGAUCUGAUCGAUUAGUGUAGUCUCGUGAUCCUUUUGAUUGCUUAUAUAUUCUUCUCUUCCAUUUGUCCUCGUCCCCUUUCCCACUGCAUAUCUGUUUAUAGAAGGAGCUUCUGUAUGAAAACCAUUUGAAACUGAGGAAUGGCCAAAUUCCCCAUACGUAAAUUGUAAGAAUGGAGGGGACUGUAUUCACACCCUCUCUGGAAGGAAUGAAGCAUGUCAAGUCUGAAGAAGGGGAAAUGUUAACCAAACCUUUCUUGGAUGUGUGCAAGCUGAUAUUGCCUGUUAUAGAUAAGUUUGGAGCUGCUAUGGCACUUGUAAAGUCUGAUAUUGGUGGUAAUAUUUCGAGAUUGGAAUCAAAAUAUUGUUCCAACCCUUCAGAAUUUAACCUCUUGUACAGCAUGGUACGAGCAGAGGUUGAGGCUAAAACUGCAAAAGCUUCAUCCAGUUGCACCAAUGGUCUUCUCUGGUUAACAAGGGCAAUGGAUUUCUUGGUUGAACUGUUUCGGAAUUUGUUGGAGCAUCCCGAUUGGACUAUGUCUCGAGCUUGUACUGAGUCCUACAACCAAACCCUGAAAAAAUGGCAUGGCUGGGUUGCGAGUUCAAGUUUCACUAUUGCCAUGAAACUUGCUCCAGACAGGAAGAAGUUCAUGGAGGUUAUAGGGGGUACAGGUGAUCUCAAUUCUGACAUUGAGAAGUUCUGCUCAAACUUUGCUCCACUUCUUGAAGAGAACCACAAGUUCCUUGCUAGUGUUGGCUUGGAUGAUCUGAAAGCAUCCUGAAGAAAGAAGUUCUUCCGGUCCUGAUAAGCACAGAUAUCUCCAUUCAAAUCCUUUAUUUCUUCAAAUCUAGAGCAUAACCUGUAAACUUUAGAGCAAAUAGGUUAUUAGUAUUUAGAAUUCAAAGUACAACAUUUUCUUUCCCCUUUUUGGCUACUAUGGAAUUCUCUUCAAUUUAUGAUAUCGAUGCAACAAACAUGAGCCUACCAAUCUUUACUUCAAAUCACCAGUUUAUCUUUCUUUUACUUCUCUUUAAUACAAACAUAAUCUGUAUUCUGAGAUCAAAUUUGAACAUCAGAGAUUGAAUGAA
Molecule: messenger RNA, 1400 nt
Organism: Nelumbo nucifera (sacred lotus)
Lineage: Eukaryota; Viridiplantae; Streptophyta; Magnoliopsida; Proteales; Nelumbonaceae
Product: glycolipid transfer protein 1-like
Biological process (GO): intermembrane lipid transfer; ceramide transport
Cellular component (GO): cytosol; membrane; cytoplasm
Molecular function (GO): ceramide 1-phosphate binding; ceramide 1-phosphate transfer activity
Source: RefSeq, a predicted model, not a curated record